CAGGAACAAGAGAGCCGGCGUGCGUGGAGAAGAAAGAGCGACAAGUGUGAAGAGAGAGUGGAGAGAAGGGGAACGUGGGCACCCCACUACGCUGAUGGACCAUCAGGAUAUUUAACAGUAACCCAGGGGAGCGCACAGACACAGCAGUCCAUGCCUCUGCCUUGCAUUGAUGGGAAAUCAACUGGAUCGGAUCACCCACCUCAACUACAGCGAGCUGCCCACGGGGGAUCCGUCCGGGCUGGAGAAAGACGAGCUCCGGGUCGGUGUCGCCUACUUCUUCUCCGACGAAGAGGAGGAGGUGGAGGACCGCACUCCGUCUGACUGCGGCUACAGCAAGGACCAUAGCCCGACCGAGGAUGGACCCUUCACGGUCAGCGAGGUGGAGUACACAGCCUUCUGCUCACAGGAAUGCAUCUUCUCCAAACUCCGGGAGACCGAGGACUUGAACGUGUACUCGGGGAAAAGUUUGCUGAGUAUGUGCAAACCGGGGGACCUGGUGGAGCUGGUGGCCACUGCGCAACCGCCGCACUGGGUCAUCUACGAGCACUACGAUCAGGUCAUACAUCUGCACAAGGGGGAGAUCCGUAAAGACAGCCUGCUUGAGCUCUGCAGCGGGCGCCACGGGAGGAUAGUCAACAACCGCUACCGAUAUCGACCGCUGCCGCCGGAUCUGGUGAUGCAGAACGCAGUGGGACACUUGGGUCUGAACAGCGGGGAGAUCUGCUGGACCAACUCGGAAAGUUUUGCAGCCUGGUGUCGCUUUGGGAAACGGGAGUUCAAAGCCGGCGGGGAGGCGCAUUCGGCGGAGCAGCAGUAUUUUCUCAAAGUGCACCUGUCUGGCAGCGGCGUGCACACGCUGGUCUUUCGGAGCCUGGAGGACAUGAUCCGCGAGAGGAGACGCGUAGACGCAAGUGGAAUUCUCAAAGAGUUGUCUUUGGUUAACGGGAACAAGGAGUGAUGACAGAUUCUGUUUGAUAUCCUCCCCACCAUCCUCCACCACUCCAGACGCGCAUCCGUUUUUUUGGCGCACACGCAUACAAGCACACCGAGGACCUGUUGGGUUUGGACCGCACCACAUGGUGGCUUUUCCUUUAAAUACCGAGAGAGCGCAGCCAUAUAAACAGACAACGCCCCUCACUGUUUCCGAAACCCCAUUACCACAGAGCGCGUCUUAAACCGGACCUUUACGCGCCAGGCUGCGCCAAUAAGGGGGAAUGGAUUUCUUUCUUUGCGUGCUGCAGCAGACCAGACGGUGAGAACUGAAGGGGUCGACACCAGGGGUGGGUGUGGGGGGUGAACGAGAGGACCUGGGGUGAGAAGUCUCCCUUCUAUUUUUUUACUGUUAGCUUUAAGAACUGGACUGAGCAGAACAAACACGGAUCCAAACGUUGCCUAAACAAAGCAUUUGGCUUGUUCAAGCGCCCUCUUAUCGCCAUAUCAGAGUAUUGUUCUCCCACAAUGCUUCAUGUUGCUCCACAGCACUAUCAAAUGUAUUCAUUGAUUCUAUUCCCUUAUUUUUGUAUUUGAUUUAAGUGGCUUUAAACCUGACCUGCUUUUUGGAUUGAAAAUAAAUGGAGGUUUGAAAUAAGAAAACACAGUGGCUGUGGUUGCGAAGGUUGGUUGUUAUUUUGUUCACACUUUAAAGGCGAGGGUGGUCAUGGUUACCAGCUCAUCUCCCACUCACCAUCGGCUCCUGUACUUGCAGGGCUGUAUGAAUUAUUGAUGUUUCAGUGCCUCCUGACCUGCCUACAGCUAAAUAGACUUCAUAUAUCUGCAGCGCAUUUGAAGGCAAUAAAAUGGUCAUCUGCAUCAAGGUUUGAUGAAAAAUCCAUAUUGGAUCAAGGAGCGACAGCGUAAGGGCUGAGGUCUGAGAUCAAUGGGGAGAUCGAGGAUUUUGCCAGGGGACGUAUUUCUUCCAGGCAUUAUCUCGGGUCCGGCUCCAGGAUGGAUUUGUGUGUGUUGUUGAGAAAAGUAUGACACAAUAUUAUUCCUCGCUUCAUUAUGGAGUUGUUUUCCUUGAAAUGUUGGGCCUCUCACACAAGAAUGGGGUGGGGGGCUCUGAGAAUUUGCUAUUGAGCUCAACAUAACCACACUGACAUAUGCAGGAAACAUCAAAGGACAUCUGUCUGAUUACUAUUAUUUCUGAUAGCGACGUGAACGUGGCAGCGUUUCACUCCACACCCCUCAAGCGUGCACAUGCAACUCCAUUGUUAUGAGGCUGCAGCGCCGGCCACUACCCCACUGUGAUGUCCACUCAAAUAAUAGUGCCUUUGAACUUAUCCUUUGAAGUUUAAACAUCAUAAUCAUUGGAUUUAGAGCUAAUGUAACCAGUCAGCUCACCAUGAUAUUGAUGCUAACCUUCAAAAACAGGAUUGAAACUCAUGUUUUGUCUCUGUUGCCUACAGAAACAUGAUCUUUGCUCCAUUGUUCCCAAGAUUGUUUUGGGAUCCCAAAACAAUACUGAAGCUGAGAUUAAUGUAAAUAAUGGCUUUGGAUGCUUUGUUCAUAUUCUUGGUCGUCUGCAGAAGAUCAAAGUUUUUAUUUGAGAGGGAAACAGGGGAGACGCCUCUGAUUGUGGCUUCACACUGCUCAUGGCAAGCAUCUGCUGCACCAAUAGCAGGAGGAUCCAGGUCUGCAGUGGUCAGUACCUUCUUGAUGAACGCUGUUUCUUUUUUUUUUUUUAUUCCUCAUAACUUCACUGAACUUGCAGGCUGAGUUCAGCCUCUUGACUGAGUGACAUCACACAUCUGUUUGCACGUCGAACAAGUUCUUCCACUCUGCUGGGUUGUUGCGUCACUUGACAUUUACUCACCUGCACCAGGCUUUGUUUACAUGGUGAGCAACGUCAUGAAUCCGUUUUAAGUCAUAAAGAACAAAGGACAUAAUGCUGACAUCGUCAUAGCCGCUGUGCUUGAGCCGAACAUUCCAUCAGAU
Synchiropus splendidus (mandarinfish) is the source of this 2934-nucleotide messenger RNA. It is a transcript of the gene lratd1, whose product is annotated as LRAT domain containing 1. The coding region runs from base 170 to 958 and encodes 262 amino acids. Lineage: Eukaryota; Metazoa; Chordata; Actinopteri; Syngnathiformes; Callionymidae. The record is from RefSeq and is a predicted model, not a curated record. The transcript has 2 exons.